ACCCGUCCCCGCUCCCCACCGCGUAGCCCCCCUCCCCUUCGUUAGCAGUCCAAAAACCCUCGGAGGCGAAGCGAGGAGAGGACAGCAAUGGCGGAGGCGAGCCGCAGCCACCCCUCGCAGUACGUGAGGCUGAACAAGGACCAGGACGCUUCCGCCUCCGGCCCCGGCUUGGAGGACAUCCGCCCCGGCGAGCUCAACCUGCCCGUCAUCGUCCCGCAACUGCGGGAGAGGAAGUGCACCGAGUGCGGGCAGGUGCUGCCUCCGGACAACCGGGCUCCGGCCGACGAGCCGUGGACAACCGGCAUCUUCGGGUGCGCCGAAGACCCUGAGAGCUGCUGGACUGGACUAUUCUGCCCCUGUGUGUUGUUUGGACGAAAUGUUCAGGCCCUUAGUGAAGACAUCCCAUGGACAUUGCCCUGCAUUUGCCAUGCUGUCUGUGUUGAAGGUGGCAUUGCAUUGGUUAUCCUUACGUCUCUAUUCCAUGGUGUUGACCCAGACAUGUCGAUCCAGAUUGGUGAAAGUCUGGUCUGCGGUUGGUGGAUGUGCUCUCCUUAUACUAGUAUUAAGAAGUGUCAGAAGAAAUAUCGUCUCAAGAACUCUCCAUGCUAUCCUCCCAUAGUCCACUGCUGCUUCCGCUUGUGCGCGAACUGUCAGGAGCAUCGUGAAAGGAAAGGCCACCUCGCAGAAAGCAGUGCUGUUCCAAUGAACAUAGUCAACCCACCGUCGCUGCAAGAGAUGAGCAUGGCCGAGAACAACGCUCCCACAUCCGAGAAUGAAGUGUCAAAGGCCGAGCAUGAUGAUGUGGAGGUCAUGCCUCUCUAG
This is a messenger RNA of Hordeum vulgare subsp. vulgare (domesticated barley), 822 nucleotides long. RefSeq names its product cell number regulator 6-like. The record is from RefSeq and is a predicted model, not a curated record. The transcript has 5 exons. Lineage: Eukaryota; Viridiplantae; Streptophyta; Magnoliopsida; Poales; Poaceae. Bases 88 to 822 code for a protein of 244 amino acids.